GUAAUAGUAGGCAAACGGCAGUGUUGUGACGAGCAACCGCUCGUGUGAGACCGCCCGCUUUCGAUCGCGCUGCACGACGCGACCGUAGGGGAGAACUACACCCUCGUGGUUGGCCAAGACUCACCCCGUCGCCGGGUGACAGUGUCAGUACGGCGCCGAUGGUUGUUGCUGAUGCACGGUGGCUUACCGAGCGAUCGCACACUCGCGAUUGUUUACGAUCUCGAUCUCGCGCGGGAUGUUCGGGACUUUGAGUCCCCUGAAACCUUUGAUCUCGGCCAACGUAGAUCCGUAGAUCUUGCGAUCCGGCGUUCGCGAAUCUCGCGCGAUUACGAGAAGAUCAGCAGGAAGGAAACAUUGCGUCGCUCUCUCGUUCUGCGGGAGGGCUGCGCGUUCGUCAAGCGUCCCGUUUGGUGUCGGGAAGGUGCAAGGGACGCUUUUCUUCCGGGCGAUACAUGAGACUACGAAUGUUGACGGAUGGUGCUGGUGAAAAAUCCAUCUCCGACGCGCGGCCAGAGCCCAUCACGAGAAAAUGGGAGGAACGACAGGAGAAGGAAAGCCCGGGGUUCACGAGGAAAUAGCCCCGCCGAGCGGAAUGGUUCUCGAGGAAAUAGCCCAAGCAAAAGCGGCAGUUUCGACGCCAAGGGAAAGGGAAAAAGUGCGUUACUGCAGUCACGAGGCAACGAGGUUGGUAGCAUCGAAAAAUUGAUAGACGGCGAUAGACGGGUAAUCGCGACUAAGCAUCUGCUUCCAGAGAACAACAUAAAUGUCGUAGUCAGGGUUCGUCCGCUCAGUAACAAGGAAAUUAAAUCCGGCGACGAAAUGGUCGUGCAGUUUCCCGGCGACGGCCAAAUAUACUGCGACGCGGUUUCGAGCAGCGGCGACAAGAAACCGAAGCUAUUCUCCUACAAUGUGGUUUUCGAGCCGGGUGCCACGCAGGAGGACAUCCUGCAAUACUCCGGCAUCAAGAACCUCAUCGAAAUGGCGGUGGAGGGUUUCAGCUGCACCGCGUUUUGCUACGGACAGACCGGAAGUGGCAAGACACACACACUGACCGGACCUCCGAGACUCUUUGAAAAGAUGAAUCCAUACUCGGAGGACCACGGUUUGGUCUUCCGUUCCUUCGUCUACCUAUUUAAGGUCCUGCAAGAACAAGAAAACUGCAAUUUUGUGUUAAAGGCCUCCUUCCUGGAAAUCUACAACGAGAAGGUGAUAGAUCUCUUAAAUCCUGGCACUUCGAGAAAACCGUUGGCAGUUCGAUGGAGUAAAAAGACGCGCGGAUUCUUCGUCGAGAAUCUUUUCACAGUGGAAUGUGAAGAAUUGGACGAUCUACUGGCGGUUCUCGAGGAAGGAAUGAGGAAUAGAUCUAUCGGUACGCACAAUAUGAAUGAAUAUUCCAGCAGGAGCCACUCGAUUUUGACUGUAAAUAUAACGUCGGAGCAAGCGAUGGAGAACGGUGUGUUCAUCUCGAAACAAGGCAAGAUCAAUUUCGUGGACCUUGCCGGAAGCGAAAUGACGAAGAAAACCCAGAGUGAGGGCAAAACCUUGGAAGAAGCAAACAACAUUAACAAGAGUCUCAUGGUGUUAGGGUACUGCAUCUCUUCCUUGAGCGAUGGAAAACGAAAAACAGGCCAUAUCCCUUAUCGGGAUAGCAAAUUGACGAAGCUCUUGGCUGAUAGCCUUGCCGGAAAUGGCGUUACGUUGAUGAUCGCCUGUAUUUCGCCAGCUCGUUCGAACGCCAACGAGACUUUAAACACCCUGAGAUAUGCCGCGAGAGCCAAAAAGAUCUUCACAAAGCCAAUUGUAGUGAUGGAUCCACGCGAAGCUUUGAUUCUCAGCUUAAAGCGAGAAGUCGGAGCUCUUCAGACCGAAAAUGACCACCUGAGAACUGCUCUUAAUCUCAGCGCCGAGGCUCAAAAUGAGAUCCGCAGCGAGUCAAAAACCGAACGGUUGAUAUCCCUGACACCACCACCAGUGGAUCUCGAAAAAUUAGCUGAGAUGGAGAGCUCGGAACUUAGCCAACUGAUACAAGCAUACAUCACCGAAAAUGAGGCGUUACGUCGCGAAAAUGCAGAGCUUUACGCUACGAGGGACCAAGUAAUACGGGAUCAGGAGCUCGUUUGCCGAGAAAACGAAAGACUGCUGAGAAAGCUUGAGGAUGUAAACUCAGUAUGCUGUCGAUCACCCAUAAUACCAGCACGACCUUCGUACUCGGCGGAAUUAUUAAAUGAUAAUAAUGAAGAUGUACCUGGUGCGACGAACGUCUGGACCAAUCCGAACACCGCACCCAGCCCGGUGUAUUCCUUCUCGAGGCAUACAAUCAAUAGCGCAGUGUACAGAUCAGCUGGCAGUAUGCCAGAAAAGAUUCUAAAGGAGCUCGACAAACGUAGGAUCGUCGGUAGUUACAACAAUAUUGCCGAAGCCUACAAAGACAAGAACAACCAUCGUCGCCACAAUUCAUGGGACAAUAGCAAUCGACCUAUGAUCAGCCCGGAACAGAGAAUUUCCCCUAUAGAUGUCAAUAAUGUUCAGCGCAAAACGCCUGUGAGGCGCACUUCGAUAGUCCCUGAGGAGAAUAAACUUCUGUCGACGAGAUCAAAUGAGCCUGCUGUGGAUGAUACCACGACCACGACCACUACCACCACAACUACAACCACAACCAUCACCACCACGACCAGCAACACCGUGAUGCCAGUCGAGCAAAUAUCUAACGGGUCACCCGAUUCAAUUCUAAGUGGACCUUUGGAGGAGGGUGCGAAUUCCGCCCCCGAUACUGCGGAUUCAAUCGCCCCCACCGCACCUUUUCCGCCGAUAUCAUCGGACAAAUCAUCCCUCGAGACACAGGAACCAUCGCAAGAUCGGAAAUCUUCUCAGGGCGGCAGGAAGAAUGCCGGCAAGGAUGACCAGAGAGCGUUUGGCAGCCCGGUCUCUAUUGAUGACGAAAACGGGCAUUUUUAGGACGAGAUAUAAUGAUAUUGAUUGCGUUCAGCAGAAAAAGCUGCUCUGCAACUGUUGUAAACUUCGUGAAUCUGGUUGGUUAUGUGAUCUUGGCUGAAUCUAAGAGCUAUAUACUAAUCAGAUUCACAAAUUUUACAACAUUUACAAAGCAACUUUCUUUAUUGUAUAUGAACGCAGCCAUUGGAUCAUAUUCUAAGCAUAUUUUUAGUUUUAAGUGUGGCAGGUUGAUUAUAAGUCUUAUUUGUGUCAAACAAAGAUUCUGUAGAAUACUAUUUCAACUUGAGCAUGGACGAGCCACAUUUAGCUAAAUGUACAUAAAGAAUAAAGUCCAAUAAGUCGUUACUGACUUAACGACUACUCUAAGCCUGAUUCCACAAUUUAUUUUAACUGGAGUUAAAUUGUUAAAGGCCUAUCCAAAUAUAGUCACAUAUUGCAUAUAUAUAAGGAAAUUAACCAGUUAUGAUCUAUGCAAUAAAAGAAUACCUCUUAUACAUCCCAGACAACAUAAUGUCUAAACUCAGGAUAUAAGACGUCUUUAAGACAUCUUCCAAUCAUUUUUAAGUAAAACGUCUGAUAGACAUCUUUAAGAUGUCUUUUAGUCGUCUUGUGUCCCAAUUUUAGACAUUAUGUUUGAGAUAUUUUACAUUAGAUUAGUCAAUUUUCUUGUGCAUAUGAAUAAUGUGAUUAUACAAGUUUGGCAGGGUAGAUCUUUAAUGAGUUAAACUCCAGUUACAAUAAAUUGUGGAAUUGGGCCUAAGUCAUUGUUGAGUCCUAUAUACGAUUACACCUAAUCUUAAUUGUAACAUAUUUCGAUACACUUGUGAAAUGAAGCCUAAUAAAAUCUUUUUAGUUUAUAUGUCUUCAUCGAAGACAUCGAACGAGGAAAGAGACGUGAGUUGUACAAAAUAAAAUAUAGAUAAAUUAAAGCUCAUGAAAAAUGAAAAUGAGUUGGAAGAAAAUAUGCAUAUGGGUGCGUUUUAAAUCGAUCUCUUCAAAUUUCUUAUUUUUCCAUAAAUCUAUAUUUUAUUAAAUAUUAUUUCUUUAACAUUCCUUAGAUUUAGAUCAUAUCAUUAUAUUUAUGUGUCCCUAAAGACACAAGUCUACAAUAUGGAGAGUAAACUUGACGUAAGUUGGAGAAAUAAAAAUAAUUUAUUUCGCUUACGUCUCUGUAUAUUCUAGCCUCCUUACACUGGAAGUACUUCUUUUAUAAGGUCUUUGAAAUAAUGGAUGUUAAAGAUAAAAUGGCGAGUGUUGUUUGUUGAUCGCAUUGAUUUGCGUUCGAGGAAGGACAUUUUGCGAAAUCCUCGUAUGUUUCACAAGUUUAUAUUUUAUCGAACUUAUUUUUCCUUAAUAUUCCAUUAAUUUUAAAUAUUGGAAUGACUGCGUAUAUUUUUAAUACUGCGAAAAAGUGAGCUUCGCGCGAAAAAACAUCGUCAUAGUUUUCGCAAGUUACCCCAUUCUACAA
Molecule: messenger RNA, 4420 nt
Organism: Odontomachus brunneus
Lineage: Eukaryota; Metazoa; Arthropoda; Insecta; Hymenoptera; Formicidae
Product: kinesin-like protein KIF12
Exons: 16
Coding region: 475-2955 (826 amino acids)
Biological process (GO): microtubule-based movement
Molecular function (GO): microtubule motor activity; ATP binding; microtubule binding
Source: RefSeq, a predicted model, not a curated record